This is a messenger RNA of Dovyalis caffra, 1965 nucleotides long. Lineage: Eukaryota; Viridiplantae; Streptophyta; Magnoliopsida; Malpighiales; Salicaceae. The record is from the annotation of a GenBank genome assembly.
AUGAUAUCAGCAGAGGAAGCUCUCCGAACAGUUCUCAAAGUUGCUUACCGUCUGCCACCUGUCACCGUUCCACUUCACGACGCUCUCGGCAAAGUUCUGGCCGUAGAUAUUCGCGCUCCCGAUCCUCUUCCACCUUAUCCUGCCUCAGUCAAGGAUGGAUAUGCAGUGAUAGCAUCAGACGGACCAGGUGAAUAUCCGGUUAUAACAGAAUCGAGAGCUGGAAAUGACGGACUUGGUGUUACCGUAACUCCCGGCACCGUUGCUUAUGUUACAACCGGAGGACCAAUACCUGAUGGAGCGGACGCAGUUGUUCAGGUUGAGGAUACCGAAAAAGUCGAAGAUCCUUCGGCUAAGCGAGUGAAAAUAUUGGUACAGACUCGCAAGGGCGUUGAUAUUCGUCCAGUGGGAUGUGAUAUUGAGAAAGAAGCUGUUGUUUUAAAAUGUGGAGAAAGAUUAGUUGCUUCGGAAAUUGGGUUGCUUGCUACUGUUGGUGUAAUGAUGGUGAAGGUGUAUCCUAUGCCUACAAUUGCGGUUCUCUCUACUGGAGACGAACUUGUGGAGCCAACAACUGGUGGUCUAAGUCGUGGCCAGAUUAGGGACUCCAACCGUGCUAUGUUACUGGCAGCUGCAAUACAGCAACAAUGCAAGGUUCUUGACCUUGGAAUUGCUCGAGAUGACAAGGAAGAACUUGAGAGGAUCCUGGAUACAGCCUUUUCUGCUGGGAUUCAUAUUCUUCUAACUUCUGGAGGUAUUUCCAUGGGAGACAAGGAUUUUGUUAAACCACUGCUUGAAAGCAGAGGGACUGUACAUUUUAACAAGGUUUGCAUGAAGCCAGGGAAACCUUUGACAUUUGCGGAAAUCAGUUCAAAACCAACUGACAAUAUUGCAUCAAGAAAAAUUCUUGCCUUUGGAUUGCCUGGAAACCCAGUGAGCUGCCUAGUUUGUUUUCAUCUCUUCGUAGUCCCUGCUAUCCGCCUUCUUGCUGGAUGGGCAAAUCCUCAUCUCUUGAGAGUGCAGGCUUGCCUUCACCAGCCCAUAAAGGCAGAUCCAGUGCGUCCGGAAUUCCAUCGUGCAAUUAUUAGAUGGAAGGUUAAUGCUGGAUCGGGCAAUCCAGGAUUUGUUGCUGAGAGCACUGGUCAUCAAAUGAGCAGUCGGCUUUUAAGUAUGAAAUCAGCUAAUGCUUUAUUGGAGUUGCCAGCAACUGGCACUGUAAUUCCUGCUGGAUCUUCUGUCUCAGCCGUCAUAAUUUCUGAUUUAAGCAGUACUUCUAGUAGUGAGAGUGGCUUAUCACCAGACUCAGCAUCCUCCGGACAGGGAAAUACAUAUAGAGAAACACUUGCAGGUGAGGCGUUGAAUGGUGAGUUCAGAGUAGCUGUUCUAACAGUGAGUGACACUGUUGCAUCAGGGGCUGGGCCUGAUCGAAGUGGCCCUCGCGCAGUGUCAGUCGUAAGUUCCUCAUCAGAAAAAUUAGGAGGAGCACGAGUUGUUUCAACAGCUGUUGUCCCAGAUGAUGUGAGCAAAAUCAAGGCAGUUGUGCAGAAAUGGAGUGAUAUUGAUAGAAUGGAUCUCAUCCUUACCUUGGGAGGCACUGGCUUUACUCCACGAGAUGUGACUCCCGAAGCAACCAAGGAGUUGAUUGAGAAGGAAACACCGGGCCUUCUAUAUGUCAUGAUGCAAGAGAGUUUAAAGGUGACACCUUUUGCUAUGUUAUCACGAUCUGCAGCAGGAAUAAGAGGCUCAACAUUGAUCAUCAAUAUGCCUGGGAAUCCUAAUGCCGUUGCGGAAUGUGUGGAGGCUUUGUUGCCUGCCCUUAAGCAUGCAUUAAAGCAGAUAAAGGGAGACAAGAGAGAGAAACAUCCUCGUCACAUUCCUCAUGCACAAGCAGAACCUGUAGACACAUGGGAACGCAGCCAUAAGCUGGCCUCCGGCAACGCCAUAGAGCCCAGUUGUUCUUGUUCCCAUUAA